GGAUCAUCAGAGCAAAAUGCCGAAGGUGAGGCAGUUGGAUACAAUACAUAGAAUAUCCGUUGCGACACACUGCGCUGCGAUAUUCCAGCCAUCCAGGCCUUGUCAAACAAAGCUCGGCGUCACAAGAGAACUGCUUACGCUGGUAGACCCGAAGAAAACAGCAUAGACAUAUAGCUACCUGAAUCUUUACGCAGAAAGAUCCCACCAUGGCAACACAGCGCCUUGCCGCGUGGGCGGUCUCACUCCAGUACACCGACCUCCCCGAACCUGUCACACAAGCCGCCGUCCGGAGUUUCUACAACUGGGCGGGCUGUGCGUUGGGCGGCUCAAACCAUCGCACCACGACCACCGCGCUGGAAGCACUGGCGCCGUUCUUUGGGCCCGCAACUUCGAGCAUCCUCGGUCGCACGAGCCAGAGCAAGGCUGCUGACAACAACUUGAAUCUACCCAGCCGGGCAGACGCAUCGCACGCGGCCUUGAUCAACGGGAUCGCGUCACACGUGCACGACUAUGAUGACACGCAUCUCGAAACCAUCAUCCACCCUACAGGUCCCGUGGCGAGUGCGUUGCUCGCGCAGGCAGAAGCCUUGGGCAAUGUCGACGGGCAGCAAUUCAUUCUUGCCCUCGUCGCUGGCAUCGAGGCCGAAUGCAAGCUUGGCCUGGCCGUCUGGCCGAAGCAUUACGAUGUCGGAUGGCACAUCACCAGCACAACAGGCUCGAUCGGUGCCGCAGUGGCCGUGGGCAAAAUCCUCCAUCUGUCAGAAGAACAAAUGGCCCACGCCAUUGGCAUUGCCGCGACCCAAGUGACCGGACUGCGCGAGAUGUUCGGCUCCGACACCAAAUCAUUCCACGUGGGUCGCUCGGCUCAGAACGGACUGAUGGCUGCAAUUCUCGCAUCCAAAGGCUACACCAGCUCAUUACAGGCACUCGAGGCGAAACGCGGCUGGGCCAACGUCGUCAGCGAAACACAGAGACUGGAUGGCCACAUAGCUACCCUCGGACAGGUGUGGGAGAUUGGAAAGAAUUCUUUCAAACCCUUUCCGUGCGGGAUCGUGGUCCAUCCCGUCAUAGAUGGGUGCAUUCAGUUGCAUCAAGAGAUGAAGGAGAAAGGCUUCUCAUCAGCUGGUAUCAAAAGCGUACAUUGCAGAGUACACCCUCUGGUGCUGGAAUUGACUGGCAAGAAAACGCCUCAGGAUGGUUUGCAGGCCAAGUUCAGCGUGUACCACGGCGGAGCUGCUGGUCUGGUCUUGGGCAAAGCAGGUCCCGCGCAGUAUGACGACAAAGUUGUGAGAUGCGAGGAUAUCACUUCGGUCAGGGACAAGAUCGAUGCAGUUGCCGACAACAAGCUCGGCGCUGACGAAGCAGAAAUUGUGGCAGAGUUUUCGGAUGGUCACAAAUUGACGAAGCACGUCACACAUGCCAUCGGCAGCUUGGAGGUUCCCAUGACCGACAAACAACUACAAGACAAGUUCAUUGAUCAGGUCACACAGGUACUAGGGUCACAGAAGGCAUCGGAGGCAAGUCAGUCCUGUUGGACGAUCGGGAAUGCUGCAAAUGCUGGAGAUUUUGUGAGAACUCUAUGAUCUAAAAUUGAUACCGAACAAUAGAGUACGGCGAGAGUUGAUGCUAAGCCUGGGGCUCUGCGCCUCUACCAUCAUGGCGUAUCAAGACAUGCUCCUACAACCAAAAGCUAUUUUCCGACAUCUCAAGCAUUCAGCUCACCAAAUGGCUGGUCGCUCGUCCAGUAACCCAAUCGAAUGCUUGAUCAAAGAAUGAGAUAGUCUCGGUUGAAUCUUGCCCAUCCUCUUGUUGGGCAUCCACGGUCGUAAGAGGAGCGUUCUGAUUACACUUGUUCCGAAUCUAAAACGAAUGUUAUGGCGCUGACCCAGCUUCGACCGACACCUUCGCAUUUUCGAGGUCCAUAUCACCACAAAAAUUCCAAUGGACAGAGUGUUUGGUCCCCUGUUCUUUCCAAUCAUUCAAGGUCUGUGGAUAAAAUUUGACGUUACCCAGCAGGCCCGCGUCGUGGGCAAUACACACCAAGAUGUCCUCGUUAGCAUCAAAGGCUUGCAUCGCGGAGACACUGCGCCUCGCCUCCUCUGGAUCCUCAUUGACUGGGGGAUUUGCUGAAAUGAACGGUUCAUUUGCACUCCUUUUGGGAUGAAUAUAUUCCUGAAAGCAAGACCCGGGGCAUGGUGCAACUGCAAAGCGUGACCUUGGGAUAGCAGGAACUUCCUUUGGCAAGG
Messenger RNA from Exophiala xenobiotica, 2246 nucleotides. RefSeq lists its product as uncharacterized. Gene Ontology annotation, molecular function: lyase activity. The transcript has 2 exons. The record is from RefSeq and is a predicted model, not a curated record. Lineage: Eukaryota; Fungi; Ascomycota; Eurotiomycetes; Chaetothyriales; Herpotrichiellaceae. The coding region runs from base 207 to 1583 and encodes 458 amino acids.